UACUAAAUAUAUUUAAUUUCGAAGACUUUUAAAACAAGCACUCAAAGAACAUUAUUAAGGUUUUACUAUUCCCCUUAAUUCCCUAUUUCUAACUAAGCCAUAAUAUUCACACACGUUUCUCAAUCAAAUUCUUCAAACAAGAGAUUGAUUGAAAACAAAAAAUGUGCCCUCUGAGGGUUCUUCUGAUUUUCUUGUCCGCAACUCUCGCCGGAUUCUUCGUUCUCAGAAAUUUAAGAUCUCAACCAAAGAUCGAUGAUGAUGAAGUUGCUGAUUCAACUCUUCCAUCAAACCCUAAAAUCUUAGAUUCUUCAAAUGCUGCAUCGGAUGGAAAUUCCAAGGUUUGGAAUGCGUUAGAAUCUGGGUUUUGGACCUUUGUUGAUAUGGCUAGUGGCCGUUAUCUUUGGAGGCACGUGGUUUCAUCAUCUUCUUCAAAGCGCUCCAGCUGAUGAUGUGUUGUUGGUGAUUGCAAAUUUGCGUAUCGGGUGAUUGAUCAAUAUCAAUGUCAUUAGUCUUUGAUAUUGUAAUAUUUGCAGCAAUUUGCACAUCUUUGUAAUCUGUGUAUCAUAUCUGUUGUUCAUAGUAUUUUGUUGUUGGUUAUGAAAUUUGCAAUACAAAUAAUGAUGAUGAUGAUGAUGAUGAUGAUAAUGAUGAUCUUGAUAGAUGUCAAACAUAUAGAUAGUGUGUACUUUACUGUUUCUGUUGUGGAUGUGAGAUGUUUCUUGUUUUCAUGUGAAGUUAUAGAUUUCAAUAUGGGUACUUUCUUUUA
Lathyrus oleraceus (garden pea) is the source of this 766-nucleotide messenger RNA. RefSeq lists its product as uncharacterized. The transcript has 2 exons. Bases 162 to 446 code for a protein of 94 amino acids. Lineage: Eukaryota; Viridiplantae; Streptophyta; Magnoliopsida; Fabales; Fabaceae. The record is from RefSeq and is a predicted model, not a curated record.